Varanus komodoensis (Komodo dragon) is the source of this 2209-nucleotide messenger RNA. RefSeq names its product EYA transcriptional coactivator and phosphatase 3 (gene EYA3). Gene Ontology annotation, cellular component: nucleus. The transcript is spliced from 19 exons. The record is from RefSeq and is a predicted model, not a curated record. Gene Ontology annotation, biological process: cell differentiation; positive regulation of DNA repair; negative regulation of extrinsic apoptotic signaling pathway in absence of ligand. Gene Ontology annotation, molecular function: protein tyrosine phosphatase activity. Lineage: Eukaryota; Metazoa; Chordata; Lepidosauria; Squamata; Varanidae. The coding region runs from base 377 to 1939 and encodes 520 amino acids.
UUUGAAGACAGCAGAGGAGGGCACAUAUUCUGCGUGUCAGAGCAAUUCUGAAAGACUUGCAUCAAUGGAAGAGGUACAAAGCUUAACAGAACAGCCAAUGAAAAAAGCCAAGAUGCAGGAAUCGGGCGAACAGCUGUUAAGAUGGUGAUCAGGGAAUGAAAAAAGAGCACUCUCUUUUCAAGACCCUUGUGUGAGUUUGGUGAACUGAAACUGGAGCCAAAUGCAGAGAGGAACCAUAUGCAGCACUCCUAUGGAUCAGGCAAGUGAGCAGCACUGACAAUAGCGAUCAGAAACCCGAAUCCUCAAGUCUUGGUUCAAACCUGUCCAUGUCUAAUGAAAGAAAGGAGUAUACUGUGCUUCCACGUCUGAUUUAGUUAUGCCAUGCACUGACUACAUCUCAAGGUCAUCGAAUGAAUAUACCUCACAGAUGUAUUCUACAAAGCCCUAUGCACAUGUUCUUUCUGUACCUGUAUCUGAAACGAUGGCCUCUUAUUCUGGUCAGACUCAGUACCAAGCACUACAGCAGUCACAGACUUAUGCUGUUUAUCCUCAGACAACCCAAGCCUAUGGACUACCUCCUUUUGGUGCACUGUGGCCAGGUAUGAAACCUGAGAGUGGUUUAAUUCAGACUCCAUCUCCAAGUCAGCACAGUGUUCUUACCUGCACUACAGGGUUAACCACAAGCCAGUCGAGCCCAGCACAUUAUUCUUAUCCUAUUCAAGCUUCAAGUACCAAUGCCAAUUCCGUUUCCACCUCCUCAGCUGCUGUCAGUAUUUCAGCAUCAGCAGUAGCCAGCAUCUCUCAACAGGAGUAUCCUACGUACACAAUCCUCGGCCAAAGUCAGUACCAGCCAUAUUACCCAAGUUCAGGCUUUGGAGUUAUAGCACCAGCAGACAGCAGCGCAGAGAGCACCACGUUAGGAACCACCACAUAUCCUUCUGAAAAACCAAAUGCCAUGGUGCCUGCUCAGAUGGCGCAGAGACAUUCCUCUGGAGAUCCCUCUGCAAACCCAAUGCUACCCAGAGCAGCACCAAGUAAAGACGCAGAUGAGCAGACUCGGAAGAAUGUGACUGGGAAAAAUAGAGGCAAGAGGAAAGCAGACUCUUUGCCACAGGACAACGAACUUGAGCGAGUGUUUCUGUGGGACUUAGAUGAGACCAUCAUAAUAUUUCAUUCUCUUCUCACAGGAUCUUAUGCCCAGAAAUAUGGGAAGGAUCCAACUCUAGUAAUUGGUUCUGGAUUGAGUAUGGAAGAAAUGAUUUUUGAAGUGGCAGACACACACUUAUUUUUCAAUGACUUAGAGGAGUGUGACCAAGUCCAUGUGGAAGACGUUGCAUCAGAUGACAAUGGGCAAGAUUUAAGCAACUAUAAUUUCUCCACGGAUGGCUUCAGCAGCUCAGGAAGCAAUGCCAAUCAUGGCUCAGCAGGUGUCCAGGGUGGAGUGGAUUGGAUGAGGAAGCUGGCUUUCCGCUACCGGAAGGUACGCGAGGUCUAUGAGAAAUACAAAAGCAAUGUAGUAGCUCUCCUCAGCUCAGAGAAGAAGGAAGCUUUGCGCAGAUUGAGGGAAGACAUAGAAAUGUUAACAGAUUCCUGGUUGGGAACAGCACUAAAAUCUUUACUGCUCAUUCAGUCCAGAAAGAAUUGUGUGAAUGUUUUGAUAACAACCACUCAACUGGUGCCAGCCCUGGCCAAGGUUCUGCUGUAUGGACUGGGUGAAGUGUUCCCAAUCGAAAAUAUUUAUAGUGCUACAAAAAUAGGCAAAGAGAGCUGCUUUGAAAGGAUUGUCUCUCGGUUUGGGAAGAAGGUGACAUAUGUGGUGAUUGGAGAUGGACGUGAUGAAGAGCUGGCAGCCAAGCAGCAUAACAUGCCCUUUUGGAGAAUCACAAACCACGCUGAUCUGGUGUCCCUCCACCAGGCCCUCGAAUUGGACUUCCUGUGAGUCGCUGGGCAAAAGGCCAUUCAGCCGGGCUCCCGAUGGCCCCUGCUGGCUUAAACAGGAGCCCGCUUGGGGUCUUCCUUUUCCAUCCUGACAAAGAAAUGUAGCGAAUGGAAGUUUUCAGUAGGAGGUGUCAGACCCUCGCUUUCCCCAGGAGAGCUGCCGAUCCUGCUGUACACGUCAUUUGGGGCACUUGAAUUGUCCUCUGCGUUUUGGUGAAAAGAAUUUUCUGGGCGGGAAAUUUCCAGCAGUAAAGACCUUUUUCACUGUGCA